Messenger RNA from Loa loa (African eye worm), 3665 nucleotides. RefSeq names its product immunoglobulin I-set domain-containing protein. NCBI's taxonomy places the organism in Eukaryota, Metazoa, Nematoda, Chromadorea, Rhabditida, Onchocercidae. The transcript has 25 exons. Bases 1 to 3546 code for a protein of 1181 amino acids. Gene Ontology annotation, molecular function: protein binding. The record is from RefSeq and is a predicted model, not a curated record. Gene Ontology annotation, biological process: cell-cell adhesion.
AUGUUUACGCUAACUAUUCGUUUAUGUUCGCUUUUUCAGCUUGUUGUUCUCAGCACUACACUCGGUCCACCAAAAUUGGAUCCAGAAAAUGGUGGAGAGGUAUGGUUUCAGGUGAACUCGACCGGUGUUGCACGUGGUAAAUUUAUUCUUCCGUGCUAUGCUACUGGUAAUCCAGAAACAUAUGAAUGGUUUAAGAAUGGGAAAAGACUGGAAGUUGAUAAUAAUCGGAUUGUAUGGGAAAAGCAGUUCCAAAGCGGUACCAUAAUAAUCAAUGACGCUCAGGAUGGAGAUCAAGGUUACUAUCAGUGCCACGCUUCCAAUAUCUUUGGGACUGCUGUUUCCAACAAAUUUCAUGUGCAAAUUGGAGUGCUUGAUCAUUUUGCGCCCCGAGGUGUGCGUCGACUAAUAGUAGAUGAAGGAGGAAGCUUGAGUAUUCGAUGUGAUAUUCCUUUCGGGGUCCCCAAACCAUCUGUUUUCUGGCUCUAUCGCGAUGCACAACGAACAAAUGUCAUGGAAACAAUUCGACGUAAGCAUAUCGCUGUCGAUACAGAAGGCACUCUUCAUUUCACAGCGGUUGAAAAACAUGACGGUAGACAAAAUUUGAUUUAUCAAUGUGCAGCAACCUCUCCUGUAUUGCGUGGGGAAUAUCGUGCAGGCAACGAAUUUCAGCUUAUUGUCGAUUCAGCUAAAAAAAGCAAUGGAACAGUUAUACAUAAGCUGUGGUUUAGUCCAGAAGAAGUAUCUGUCAAAGUAGGAACCAAACUCAAACUGAUGUGCAUUUUCGGUGGAAGGCCUUUACCGAACAUAACGUGGAGUAAAUUAAACGGAGAAUUGCCGUUUACUCGGUUAAAAGAUUUUAAAUCACAAGAAGCUGACUUCGGUAAAGCUCUGAUCAUCGAAAACGUUCGUGCAGAAGAUGCCGGAAUAUACGAAUGUCGAUCACAGCAUCUAUUCCAUCAAAUGCAUGUCACUACCGCUGCAGCCCCAUUUUGGAUAGAUAAACCACCACAGGAUAUUGACGAACCAGAAGGAAAUGCCGGUGAAAUCCAUUGCGUAACAUCAGGCAUCCCAACACCUAUCGUUCAAUGGUUCAUCAAUGGCGUACCACUACACGAGCUGGCAGACAACGAUCGACGUAUGAUUUUAAAUAAUGGUCAGAUAUUACGAAUCGUAAAUCUGGAUCAUGAUAUUGAUACAGCCGUAUAUCAAUGCAAUGCAUCAAAUCCGUUUGGAUAUGUGUUUGGAAAUGCUUUCGUGAAUGUGCGCGCUUAUGCCCCAUAUUUCAAAAUGCCAAGUCACCGGGUUUGGAAUGUGGUACGUAAAUCAACCGUAGAAAUGUCGUGUGAUGUUGAUGCAGCACCGGAAGCAGUGGUCAAAUGGGUGGACGCUAAUGAUCAUCCCCUUGCUGUUGUUCUCGGGAAAAUCCAUAUUUUUCGCAAUCACACAUUACGCUUGUCGCAAGUAAAUUCGGCUGACGAAGGCCUUUACUAUUGCAAUGUAUCGAACAAGUACGGUAUCAAUCGAGCUGUCAAUCGACUACAAGUUUUCAGUCCAACACAUUUCAUUCGUGUACCAAGUCCAAAGAAGUUAAUUCUGGAAGCGCACGAGUCAGUGGAAUAUAUAUGUGAAGCAGUUUGUGAUCCUCGUCUUACGAUUGAAUAUUCCUGGACCCGUAAUGGCAUACCAAUUAAUGACUCUGUCCACUUCAAGUCAUUAAACAAUUCUCUAUUAAUCGUCGACGCUCGCGGCAUUCAUUCAGGAGUCAUUGAUUGUAUUGCUCUUACCAAUGUUGAUGUCAAGAUUUCAGGAGUUGAAUUAACUGUACUUGAUGUACCUGAUGCACCAAUAGUAACGGGAAUAAAUUGCAACGAACGAAGAGCGAUGCUAAGUUGGCGUCGACCAGUUGAUCACGGUGAUCAAAUCAAACAGUUUUUGGUUCAAAUGCAUACUGAAUUUGAAGAAGGGCUAUGGCAAACUGUUGUGGAGAAAGAAAAUACUGCUGCUGAUUUUUACCAAGUGGAUAUCGCACUUUCACCGUGGGUAAAUUAUACGUUUCGCGUGAUAGCUCGAAAUUCACGUGGUGAAAGUGAACCAGGCUUCAAGGAGGGGAUUGUGUGUUCAACGAAAGCUUACUAUCCAUUUACUAAUCCAAAGGAUGUUAGAGCCGAAGGCAGUGAGCCAAGCAAUAUAAUUAUCGAGUGGAAACCUAUGAAUAAAUAUGAUUGGAAUGGCCCAGGAUUACAGUAUAUCGUCCGUUAUAGACUUAAUGAACCUGGAGAAACGUGGACGGAAAUCCGAAUUGAAGAUCCUUUAGCUAACCAUACAGUUGUUCGGGAGCAGCCAACAUUCCGAGAAUAUUUGGUUCAAGUGGAAUCUUUGAAUAGUUUUGGUCCUGCAAUUGUAAAGCCAGCAAGUGUCAAAGGAUAUUCAGGAGAAGAUACACCAUUGUUGUCGCCGGUUGAUUUCAGCGUUUCUAAAUUCAUAAAUUGUACUGCUGUUCUUCUUAUGUGGAAACACGUGGAUCGAGAUACUGUACGCGGUCAUUUCAAGGGUUAUCUGAUUGAGUACUGGGAAAACGAAAAGCCAUUUGCUAUAAUGAAUGUUGGAGCUGAAAAACAUGAGAAUGAAACAAUUCUUUAUGGUUUAAACCCUAUAACAAACUAUACGGCACGUAUUAGAACAGCAAACAGUCGAUACCUAAGUGAAUCGCCGUCAACAGUCAAAUUUGCAACUCCUGAAGGAAUUCCAUCCAAAGUACACAAUAUGAGGGUGCGAGCAGUUGGAGCAAGAAGUUUAUAUGUUACAUGGGAACCACCGCGACAACCAAAUGGAUACGUCCGCGGCUAUUUCAUUACUUUUGAAAAUUCCUCAACAGGCACAAAAGAAGAAACAUUUGUACUAAAUCGACAACUUUAUUAUUUAAAUGAGGAAGGUGAGCCAGACACUGGCUAUAAGGUUUCUGUUUGGGCAGAAACGAAGGGUGGUGAAGGACCAAAAGUUGUGCGACCUGUACGAACUUGGCCGCUUCGAGAACCGGACAUACCAAAUUUUACCGUCGAAGCAAUUUCCCCUACAAUGGCUCGAGUUCAAUGGUUACUUUCGAAUGGCUCCGAAUGGGCUAUGCCGGGAUCUACUUUUCUUGUUAAUUAUUCCAUUGCAAAUAGUAAUGAUUGGAUAGAAAGUGAACAAAUAAGCUUACCUCAAACUGAGAUAUUGUUAAGCGAUCUAGAAGAAGACACACAAUAUAAAAUGAUCGGUGUUGCUAAGGAAGGUCAAAGGCAGCGAAUAUCAGAAGUAAUUACAAUACGAAGCCCAAGUCGAGCUACGAUCACGCACAUCUCUCAUGAAAGUCUGCAAAGUGCAGCUUGGUUCAUCGCAGUAUUGAGUGCAAUAAUGCUUGCAUUAUUCACCGCAGCAGUAAUGUGCUGCUCUGAACGACAACAAAAUACUAAAUGUUCCGUUAAACAAAAAGAGCUAGAACGAAGCCACCACAUCGAUGUCGAAGAGGAUCAGAAUUUUAUGGAAUAUGUUUAUGGAUUCAAAUGAUUAACAUAUAUAUCGCUUGCUCCAUCUAAUAGCAGUAAACCAUAUUUAUUUCACAUCAUUUCUCCCUAAUUCAUAUACUGCCCUUUGUUACAAUCCACACUCAACUAUGUAUGUCCAGC